AAGUUUUCAACAGACAACACACAAAUAUUCUGUCCAAUGACUUUAAAACUAACUGCACAUUUCAGUCAGUACAGAGGAGAUCAAGAAAUGUGUUCUGAUUAUUAAUUGCUUCUAGUGCCUUCCACUGGGCAAUGCUCAUGCUUUCCAGUCACAUGAAUAUAUAUUGCCAGAUCCACCAUGCUUGGAGAUAUUUCAGUUUUGUAAACCAGCUGCUUUUCAGCAUUUUUCUGAGCUGAACAAAAGGGCCACUGAGAAAUAAGAUAAACAACAUAGAAAUAGAAGAAAAAGACUGGAAUCCAGGUAGAUUUUGGCCCAGAAAAUCAAGUCAAAAGCUGAAGGAAAUUGGCAGAGCUUUGAUGGCGCGCAGUUACAUUACUACUGAAUACUGGAAUUUGGGUCCCUCAGAUAGACCCCAUUUCUGUACAAUCUUGACAAAUUGUAUCAUGUUAUGAUUGUGGUGAUCAAUGUUGUUUUUCAUUUCUUUCUGAGCAUCUCAAGGAGGAAAUAAGAGGAAAAGGAGGAGGAGGAGGAGGAACAAGUGUCCAAAAUCAGAUAAAACUUGAUAUGAGAAAAUGGGAGUGAUGACUAUGAUGAGCGAGAAGCCAAGUAUGGCAGCAAUCAAGCGCAGCUCUACUCGCUCUACCUUCACCAUGAAGCGAACCCAUGAAUGGCUGCUCUCCGACGUUCCAAGCGACAUUUCCAUAGAGGUCGGAGAAACUACAUUUGCACUCCACAAAUUCCCACUGGUAUCCAAAAGCGGGAGGAUCCGAAAACAGCUAGCAGAAUCAAAAGAAUCCAGCAAAGUCCAUCUCCAAGACAUGCCAGGAGGCGCAGAGGCCCUGGAAUUUGCAGCAAAAUUCUGCUACGGAGGCAACCCAGAAAUCACACCCUUAAACGUAGCCAUGCUCAGAUGUGCCGCAAGCUACCUUGAAAUGACCGACCACUACACAGACUCAAGCCUUGAAACACGAACAGAGACCUUCCUAAAAGAAUCCAUUUUCCCCAGCCUCCCUGACUCAGUCACAGUCCUUUACACCUGCGAAAGCCUUCUCCCCUUUGCAGAGGACCUCAAGAUCAUAACCAGAUGCAUUGAAGCCAUUACAACCGCUGCAUCCAAUGAACAACUCAGAAGAGGGCUUUCCCGACUCACAGCCAGUGGAAGCCAGUCACAAUGGCCGUCAUCUCAGGACUACCCACAACAGCAAUCGACCAAACUCUCAUCAGAUUCAUGGUGGGGAAAAGAACUAGCGAUCCUGAACAUCCACAUGUUUCAGCGGGUGGUCACGGCCAUGAAAUCCAAGGGCCUGGGCAACGACAUCAUCGGAGGCGCUCUAAUGCACUACGCUAAGCACUCUCUGGAACCCACAAAUCCUCCGCCCAAAUUGGAACGGAGCAUCGUGGUGAGCAACGAUUGUGGGCAACGAGGCAAAAUCGGGGCUCCGACUUUAGCAGAGCGUGAAAAGCGUUGCGUGGUCGAAACGGUCGUGAGUUUGCUUCCCCCACAGAUGAAAACGAUUCCGAUGAGUUUUCUAUCGUGGCUUCUCAGAGCAGCCACGUUGCUCAAUGUCGGUGCUUCGUUCAGAACGGAGCUUGAACGGCGUUUUGGGCGGCGAUUGGAGGAGGCAAGCGUGGAGGAUCUGCUCGUUCCGGCCUAUUCUUCGUACAAGUACGAGGGGCAUACUUUGUAUGAUACGGAUGUUGUUCUGCGGAUUGUGGGGAAUUUUUUGCAGUUUGCAGAGGAGGAGGAAGCAGAGGAGGAGGAGGAGGAGGAGGAGGAUCGUGUGGAGGAUGAGUUUGAUUCUGAUUGCAUUGGGUUCCGUUCCCCUGGUCGUAAAGGGAAUGCUAGUGUGUUGCAGGUGUGCAAGCUUGUUGAUGGUUAUGUUGCAGAGGUUGCCGGGGACUGGAAUCUGUCGGUUGCUGCUUUCACUGCAUUGGUGGAGGCGGUGCCUGAGCAUGCCCGGCUUGUGCAUGAUGGUCUGUACCGAGCUAUCGACAUCUUUCUCAAGGCACAUCCAACAAUUAAAGAUGCAGAACGUAACAAGCUUUGUAAAUUACUUGAUUGUCAAAAGCUCUCUCAUGAAGCUUGUACUCAUGCAGCACAAAAUGAGCGCCUCCCUGUGCAAUUGGCCAUUCAAGUUUUGUACUUUGAACAACUCAAACUUCGUUCUGCAAUGAAUGUAGAUCAUCACCACCAUUAUCCUCAAUGGCAUCAUCAUCCCAACCACAGCGAAGCACCUAGUGCUACCAUUUCUCCACGGGAUAACUAUGCUUCUGUACGAAGAGAGAAUAGAGAACUUAAGUUGGAAGUGACACGAAUGAGAAUGCGUUUAACGGAUCUAGAAAAGGACCAUGUUUCCAUGAAACAAGAGCUUGUCAAAGCCACUCCCACACACAAAUUGUUGCAUUCAUUCUCUAAAAAGAUGAGCAAAUUAAACUCACUCUUUCGAUCUAAAGACAAUGCCACUAAUCCUCUUUUACUCAACCACAAUAACAACAAUGCCUUCUUAUCUAGAAGGAGGCGCCAUUCCAUAUCUUAACAUGAAUGAACUUCUUUUAGGAUGGGAUGGUAAACUCUCUUUUUAUGUCACCUCUUAUAUUAGGUAGUUAGUACCUAGAGAGUUUAUAUCUAAAGUUUGACUAGAUUUCAAUAUCAUGUUAGAUUUAUUGAAGAUUUGAGCCUAAAACUUUGAGGCUUAAGAUUAUCUCAUCAAUCUUAGUUUUCAAUUGUGUUAUCAGUAUCCACAUAUCAAAUAUUAUUGUACUUGCAUCAUUGAACUUGAAUAUAAAAGCAUGAUUGUAAAUUAUUCAAAAUUA
Messenger RNA from Cryptomeria japonica (Japanese cedar), 2814 nucleotides. Its product is annotated as BTB/POZ domain-containing protein At1g03010. Lineage: Eukaryota; Viridiplantae; Streptophyta; Pinopsida; Cupressales; Cupressaceae. The record is from RefSeq and is a predicted model, not a curated record. The transcript has 4 exons. The coding region runs from base 573 to 2537 and encodes 654 amino acids. Gene Ontology annotation, molecular function: protein binding.